CUGUGUGUGUCUGUCCGAGGGCGGGGGUGGGGGUGGGGGAAGGGAGCAGGGAUCGUGUAUCUUUAUAAUCUUUCUAACUCUCCUGUGCUAAUCUCAGAGGGACCACCCUCAAUAUAUCUGGAUUAUCCAUGUGGUCAGGCUGCCUCCUUUCUGCUCCACUCUCAUUGCUGGCUGGGCUGCAUGUAAAUAAGGGCUGUCCUCAUGUCCCCGGCACCUGGCACUCAAAGGGUCCCGCAUCCUUGCCAUGCCACUCUGCGGAGCAUCUGUAUGUGGAAACCAAGGGACAGAGUGUCUGAGUCCUUUGCUUUCCAGAGAAUAUUUGCAUUCAAAGCAUGUCAUAUGACUGCUACCCCGUUACCCUCUAUCCAGCAGCAAUGGAUAGAGGUGAAGACCAGAGCACCACCGUCCAGGAAGGAGAGCUUCAUCCGUUUUCUUGCCAAGCUCUCUUUUUAUUUUUUCAGCUCCCUCCUGAUACACCUGAAAUUUGACCUGGGUCCUCGUCCUUCUACACCUCAAUCUGAGGGGGUUAAUGGGAAUCUACUUAUUGAACAUGUAUCCUGUAUUUCUCCUGGCCAGAGAAAUAACAAUUCUACUACCUCCCAUCAGAAACUUUACUUAUUGCCGAGGUGCCAAGCCAAUGAAGCAUUCUCACAGUCCGUGUGUCUCACAACAGAAUAUGAAUAGAGAUUACCCAGUGGGCUAUAGUCUCACAUUAAAGUAUGCUAUCCCAUGGUCCCACAGAGCCUAUUUUGAUGUGUCAGACCAUGUGUUCUGCUUGGUGUGAGAGAUGCAUUCAUUGAGUCCAUAGGUGGUAAGGCAAAUGCCCAAUUGCUCCCUGAAGGGGAGUCUUUACAGAGCCUUGACAGGCCUUCCAGUCUUCAGUCCCUCUUACACUGAAGCGCCCAUACCUCUUGAUAGCAAUGCCCACACCCAGGCACCACCCUGCACCUAGCACUCAGAUGGGGGCACACUGAUACCCAACACAGACACACAGAUAAAUAUGUACAUUCCUCCACUCGUGCUGCCCCGCACAUAAGACCUCCAGCUAAAGGCCUGCUCUCUGUCUGAAGAGGGCCAACAACAAAUACCAUUAGCACGCCUUCCCCCAAACAGGGGCACUUUUGAACUCUUUCCUUGGAUCUCAUUCAAAGGAAUAGAGAGCAAGAGAGUCAUCAGAUGCCUGCUCACUCCAACUUCCCAGCACGUCUCUUAUCUCUGCUUCACAAGUCACCCCUGGCCCCUCAUCCUUCCCUUGCUGGAGAAAUUCUCGGUUUCUUUCUUUGCCAUCUUUGGGAAAAUUCCCCCUUUGUGGACCUGACCAUGUUCUUUUCCUGAGGUCAUUCUGACCAGCCAAAUCCAAUUUCAAAACAGGAAGCUCCAGGGCAGUGCUCUAUGCUAGCCCAAGGUUUAAGAAGGCUAUGGGUGUAAGGUUGAGCUUCCUGAGUGUGACCCCGAACACACACACACACACACCCUGGCUGUGCCUAGAACCUGAGAGAAUUCAUUAGCCGUGGGCACUUAUCUUGGAGCCACAGCUGCUGACAGAGUCCAGGCCCUGUACUCUGCUGCCCUGAGCCUGCAGUGCCAUGGGGAACUGUCUGAACCCGGUGGAAACCCUCUCACUAGACAAGAAUGAAACUCAGUUUACUUUGGAAAACUGGAAUUAUUUGGAUGAAGAUUUGUAUAACGCCUCCUAUGAAUACACGAAUGACUACAGCCUGAUGCCAGCUGCUCCCUGCUACUCCUGUAACCUGCUUGACAGGUCUUCACUGCCCUUCUUCAUGCUCACCAGUGUCCUGGGUGUGCUGGCAAGUGGCAGCAUCCUCUUCGCGAUUCUCAGAUCUUUCUUCCACUGGCAGAUUUGCCCCAACUGGCCCAUUCUGGCACAGGUAGCAGUGGGCAGUGCCCUGUUCAGCACUGCAGUGCCCAUCCUGGCACCAGGCUUAUACAAUGCCCACAGCACAGCCCUGUGCAAUCUGGGUUACUGGGUCUGGUAUACUUCUGCUUUUGCUCAGGCUCUGUUGAUAGGAUGCUAUGCUUGCCUGAACCCCAAACUGAAUGUUGGUCAAGUCCCUGGCCUUACCUUGGGACUCAGUGUGGGACUUUGGGGAGCAGCUGCUCUCUUGGGGCUGCCAAUCGCUCUGGCCAGUGAUACUUACAGUGGGUUGUGCACCUUUCCGUCCUCCAGAGACACGGAAGCUUUGAAGUACACCCAUUGUGCCAUCUGUUUUACCAUCUUCACUGUAUUGCCACUGGUUCUUUUGGCAGCCAAGGGGCUGAAGAUAGCAUUGAGCAAGGGGCCAGGCCCCUGGGUUAGUGUCUUGUGGAUCUGGUUCAUUUUCUGGUGGCCUCAUGGGAUGGUUCUCAUAUUCGAUGCCUUGGUGAGGUCCAAAACCAUUCUUUUGCACACAUGCCAGUCCCAGAAGAUUCUUGACGCAAUGCUGAAUGUGGCAGAGGCCCUGAGUAUGCUGCACUGUGUGACUACACCACUGCUCCUGGCUCUGUUCUGCCACCAGACCACCCGUCGAUCCUUGCCCUCGCUCUCCCUCCCUGCAAGACAGGCUUCUCAAAUGGACACCCUUGUGGGAAAGUCCUAAGUUUUAUUCCCCCCCCCACAUACAUGUCAACUUAAAUUAAAGUCAUAUACUGCUUUUAUGAA
This is a messenger RNA of Mastomys coucha (southern multimammate mouse), 2659 nucleotides long. It is a transcript of the gene Ackr1, whose product is annotated as atypical chemokine receptor 1 (Duffy blood group). The record is from RefSeq and is a predicted model, not a curated record. Lineage: Eukaryota; Metazoa; Chordata; Mammalia; Rodentia; Muridae. Gene Ontology annotation, biological process: chemokine-mediated signaling pathway; regulation of chemokine production; inflammatory response. Gene Ontology annotation, cellular component: membrane. The transcript is spliced from 2 exons. Gene Ontology annotation, molecular function: C-C chemokine binding. The coding region runs from base 1587 to 2597 and encodes 336 amino acids.